Molecule: messenger RNA, 652 nt
Organism: Tachysurus vachellii
Lineage: Eukaryota; Metazoa; Chordata; Actinopteri; Siluriformes; Bagridae
Gene: mrpl51
Product: mitochondrial ribosomal protein L51
Exons: 4
Coding region: 164-553 (129 amino acids)
Biological process (GO): translation
Cellular component (GO): mitochondrial large ribosomal subunit
Molecular function (GO): structural constituent of ribosome
Source: RefSeq, a predicted model, not a curated record
UUUCCUUCACGCGGAUCACGGGCUAGUUUUGUGUUAGCUCGCUCAGCAGAGUGGGCACUGUAGACUGGGUGUAAACACACACACACACUCACACACUGCGUGAGUUUUCCGUGGUGUUUAAUGAGAGACGUGGUGGUGUUUCGGUAGUUUCUGACUGAGGAACAUGUCUGUGUUGGGGAGUUUGUUGAACACCGGGAUGUCACUGUGGAGAAGCUCCCUGCAGCUCUGCACCACACACCUACACACAGGAACAUGUUUACGUGUACGAAUGCAUGCCAUCCCACCCCUGAAGCAGGUGGACCGGUGGACGGAGAAGAGGAGCAUGUUCGGCGUCUACGACAACAUCGGAGUUCUGGGUGAUUUUAAAGCCCAUCCCAAACAGCUGAUCAAAGGACCUGUGUGGCUGCGUGGUUUCCGUGGUAACGAGUACCAGCGGCUGACACGUAAGAAGAGGAUGGUGGGAGAUCGCAUGAUGACGGAGGACAAACUGAUACUGGAGAAGAGGCUGCGCUUCCUGUAUCGUCGCUUCAACCGCUACGGCAAACAUAGAUAGACUGUGUGUUUGUGUGUGUGUGUUUUUUCAGUUAAAUUAGGAAUGAAAUAAAAAUAAAUAUUUAUGUUACAUCUGUUUAUUAAAAAAAAAAAAAUCAAA